AUGCACCUUAUUAGCAUAAAAUAUGCUAUAGGCUAUGCAGAGCCGUGGUCAGGUCCAAUCAGGUCCAAUCAGGUCCAAUCAGGUCCAAUCAGGUCUAUCAACUGUAGUUACAAAGACCUGAUGACCAUCCAACAGGACCUGACCUGGACCAGAGAGAAAAGUUCGAAUUUUGGACGGGUCGGGUCUUGGGUAUUGGGGUUGGGGUCGGGUCUUGGGUCUUGGGGUUGGGGUUGGGGUGGACCCGUGAAGACCUCUAACCUCUAUAGCAUUAUGUAGGGCAACGGGCCUUUCAGGUUCUGUCCCAAAUGGUACCCUAUUCCUUACAUAUAGUGCACCACUUUCGACCAGACUCUGGUUAACAGUAGUGCACUGUAUGGUGAAUAGGGUGUGAUUUGGGACAGAAGCCAUAUCUCCAAGCUAACAGCCCUCCUCCCCAGCUCCUCUACGAACCUCUCCUCGUCCGGCUGGGACCAGAACCAGACCAACCUACGGCGAGUAUCAGACCAGUUCAGCUCUCUGGGCAGCAUGGACAGUCUAGACGUCUCCCACCACCCCUACCCCCCAGGACACCUCACCCCGGUCAAGUCCAACACCAGCACAGAGCACCUGGGAGGGGGCAAGAGAGACUCAGCAUACAGCUCCUUUUCCACCAGCUCUGGUACCCCCGACUACAUCCUCUCUAAGAGCAAUGCUGCCUCCACAGAGAACAUGCUGUAUGAGGUGAGCCAGUGGGAAUCACGGGACAGCCCCAGGACAGAGGAGCAGACAGGGCCAGGCUCUUCCCACUCCUCCAGCUCUGCUAGGGCUAGCUGCGGUCCUGUCUGGCACGUUCCUGACAAGAAGAAGACCUCCGCUCCCUCUCCUCCUCCCCCACCGCCCGUACGCAGUGACAGCUUCGCUGCUACCAAGUCCCAUGAGAAGGGUCUGGUUCUAGCCUAUCCAGAUGGACCUGGUGCUCACACCCAGCCCAAGUCCCAUGAGAAGGGUCUGGUUCUAGCCUAUCCAGAUGGACCUGGUGCUCACACCCAGCCCAAGUCCCAUGAGAAGGGUCUGGUUCUAGCCUAUCCAGAUGGACCUGGUGCUCACACCCAGCCCAAGUCCCAUGAGAAGGGUCUGGUUCUAGCCUAUCCAGAUGGACCUGGUGCUCACACCCAGCCCAAGUCCCAUGGUAAAGGACUGACCAAAGGGAUGGACUCUGAUAACUCACAGCGCACCAAUGGCGCUCGGCGUAGCCAUCACAACCUAGCCUCCAAGAACAACAUGGUCCCUCCUUACAUUUCACCAGAGAACUGUCAUCAGAACCAGGUGAACUGUAACAAGCUGUACUCUCUAUCCAGUAGUGAUGUCAGGUUGGGGCAGCCUACCGACCUGCCCUGCCACCAGAGACAGCACAGUAAUGAGAGCUCUCUCUACUCCCACCCCAGGACCUCAUCUGUCCCCAAACAGCAGAACGCCAGCGGCUUCUACAGCAGCAUGCAAGAGCUACCCACCAACUACAAUACCCAGAACACCCAGCUCUACAGCCUGUCCCCAGACAGCACUGGAGACAGCCGGUACUACUGUGUGACGGCCAGACAGCCUGGUCAACUGGUCACUCAGGCCCAGCUGGUCAAGACUGACGAAUGGAGGGGUGGAGUGGGCAGAGAGGAGGGUGUGGAGGGUGGAGGAGAUAGGAAGUCACUCACUCCCCAGGGGUCAGGGGUCACCAAGGCUAAGUACCAGCCACCUACACCUCUCAACAACGACAGUAAGGGAUAUAGCAAACAGGAUGACGGCUUCCGCCUCAAACAGCCAGCUACCAUUUCUCCCUCUGCUGUAUUGGACUCCUGUAGAGCCCAGCCCAGCGCUGAGGAGCAGCCAGGCCUGAAGAGGAACGGCAGCCAGACAGCAGAGCCCCACGAUAUGAGUUACCCCCCUAGAAGGCAGUCUCUGCAGCCCCUCCAGCAGGACACCAUACACUGUCAAGAGAUGCUGCCAGACCGCUCUACCACCAGACCCAGUCAAAUCUGCCCUCAGACCACCAGCGGCCUCAGCAACUCAGGCCUCAGACCCAGAGACUGUUCCAGUCAGGAGACUGUAGAUCUCUCCAGUAAACAGUGCAGGAGGAACGACCGGUUCGCCACCACCCUGAGGAAUGAGAUCCAGAUGAGACGCGCCCAGCUGCAGAAGAGUGAGAGCGCUGCCUCCCUGAGUGGACCCUGUGAGGCGGAGGAGGACCAUGAGGUGCCGGAGGUCUGGCGGCCCAAAAAUACCACCUCUUCUUCAGAUGGCUCCUUCACUUCCACCUAUAAGGACCAUCUGAAGGAGGCGCAGGCCCGCGUGCUGAAGGCCACCUCCUUUAGGAGGAGAGACCUGGAGCCUGUCCUUCUGGAGCACCCUGGGGCGGAGGCAGGAUCCCUGCCUGUCUACCCCUCCUCUGGCCUGGGGAGGAGAGACAACUUUAACCCCCUGUCCAGCCUCUCUGAGGGCCUCCCAGCCAGGUCUGGCUCUGCCCAGAGUCAGGUGACCCGUAUCGGAGGUAGGAAGCGUUUCACCACGGAGAAGAAGGUCCGGUGUUUCUCUGAGCCAGACAAAAUCAACGAGGUGGGGGUGGAGGAGGAGCUGACCCUCCCUGAGGCUGCAGGCUCCUUGCUGAACCGACGCUCCACCGCCAGACCUGCUUUCACCAGAUCACUCCCGAAAACUGCCCUGCCAGGCCCUGUCGAGGACUGUGGAGAGGGCAAGGAGAGAUCCAGGGGUGAUUCUAACAUGUCCAGCAGCAGGAAGGAACUGAGAGAGACCAGGACUAGAGCUACCCCAGAGGGGGGUCAGGGACAGGACCACAGACAGCAGGCCCUCCUGGAGCUCCAGAGACUGGGGACCUUCGCUGAGUACGAGGCCACCUGGAACACCCAGAAGAAAGCAGCUGGGACCAGAGGCUCAGGACGCCCUCUCUCUGCUGAUAACUUCCUGGAUCCUGGAGGAGAUGACCGGACCAAACCAGCCCCAGUCCACGAGAGGUCCCGAUCCUCACCCUCCGCUGACUUCUAUGACAAGGUGAGAUCCUGGCAGUGUCUGACAUGGCAUCCUAUUGUCUUUGUAGUGCACUGCUUUUGACAAGGGCCCGUAGAUCUCUAAACUGAGUCAUUGUCAAACUCAUUGUGCUGGUUCAAAUGUUCCUGCGUGUUAUGACUUUACUCUCAGUUCAACAUCUCUAUGGGGAGGAGCUCUCUGCUCCAUCACACCUGACAAGGCCAAUGAAAAACAUGCCUCGCUGGAAGCUCUGCCUUCCACAGGUGGUAACGCUGAGGCUCGGAUUCAUUCCUUAGAUUUUUCGCUCUUCACCUUGAGCUAAGCAGAACGAUUCGCACUACUAAAAAUACAUUUGGAACGUGAUAAGAAAAGGACUAGGGUGGACUAUCAUAGGCUAGGUUGAAGAGUGAUAUCUUAGGCUAG
This is a messenger RNA of Coregonus sp. 'balchen', 3435 nucleotides long. The record is from the annotation of a GenBank genome assembly. NCBI's taxonomy places the organism in Eukaryota, Metazoa, Chordata, Actinopteri, Salmoniformes, Salmonidae.